Messenger RNA from Patiria miniata (bat star), 3264 nucleotides. RefSeq lists its product as uncharacterized. NCBI's taxonomy places the organism in Eukaryota, Metazoa, Echinodermata, Asteroidea, Valvatida, Asterinidae. Gene Ontology annotation, molecular function: protein binding. Bases 1 to 3264 code for a protein of 1087 amino acids. The transcript is spliced from 15 exons. The record is from RefSeq and is a predicted model, not a curated record.
AUGGCGCAGAUUACGAGACGCAAGGAGCCUGAGAAGUCUCCAGGAAUACAUUGGCUAUGUCUCGCUCUACUCUGCACACUACCUUUAUGUCUUGCAACGACAGAAGAUGAUGCCUGUCACGUCUGCGAGUGUGACAGUUUUAAGAAAAUUGUAAACUGCAAUGGAAAAGGUCUGAAAUCGAUGCCAAACGGAAUACCACAUGACACAACCUUGCUGUAUUUGGCGAACAAUCAGAUAUCUGCCAUCGAGUCAGGAGCUUUUAGCGGCCUUACCAGCUUAAUCCGCCUGGAUCUGUCAAUGAAUGGGCUGACGGAGUUGACUCCAGACAUGAUGAAAGGUGUCGGUGGAUCUGUCAUUGGAAAAAUCUACAACAACGAGUUGUUGGAGAUUCCCUCAAGGCUCUUCUAUCGUCCAGGCCAAGAACAUCACAUACUGACUCUGGAUUUCAGUGGAAACAAAAUUCAACAUGUGGCUGCCGAUGCAUUACUCGGAGUGAAAGGCGUACAAGAGGUAUUUCUAAGUUCCAACAACAUUGCAUCUCUGCCCGAAGACCUGUUUGCCAACGUUACUGUGUUCGGCACCCUAGAUCUGUCUUCAAACGAUUUGUCAAGCAUCCCGGAUGGACUUUUGCGUUUUCAGCGGAAACUUCGAACUCUGUAUCUCCACCAAAACUUCAUUAGAGUUCUCAGAAGGGAGAUGUUUGUUGGACUUCAGAACUUAAGGACUUUAAUGAUUGCUGACAACCCAAUAACCGAAAUUGAUGAGCGAGUGUUUUCUGAUACGCAGCUAGUAAACCUUUACUUGUUCAACGCGGAGUUGCGUUCAAUUGGAGCCAGGCCGUUUAUGACGAGAGCCAAUUCGCUUCUGCUUGUAUCUCUUUACGGUAACGACGUCGAAGUUAUUGCUGAUUCGGUUUGGCAAGAUUUAGGACCUCGCUGCAACGUAUCCAUUGGCAGCACACUCAGGAGAGUUCCUUUCACCAGGUCUGACCUCAAUAUAAAUUUGGUCGGGACUGAUUUUGUUCAAACACUAUCCGUGACGAAGGAGGAACGCAAUCUAUUGAUUCGAGCCGGAUUCAGCUGUGAAAAAACAGGCUAUAGAACAUAUCAGUGCACUACGUGUCAUCAGGGAACCUAUGGAGGAGCCCCCGAGGAUUGUAAACCCUGUCCAUCAGGAGGUUUUUUUCAAAACCGAACAGGACAAGUUGUGAAGAGAGGAGCAGACCUCAAUUGCUUUUUCUGCAAUAAUGGCACAUACGUUCCACCAGAAGCUCACCCUGGUAAAACCAUCGGAGAUUGCGUGGUGUGUCCAUCAGGCACGGAUACAAGCCGCCACGCAGGAUUCCGCGCGUGUCCCUGUGUGUCGAAUUACUACCGUAAAGAUCGGUUUGGUGAAUGCUUCGCCUGUCCGUUGCAAGGAACUGACUGUUCGGAAGAAUAUCAACAUCUUCUGCCAGGAUUCUGGUGGACUUGGGACUGGGGCUCGGUCGACAACUAUCAAUCUUACGAGAAAUAUGUACAAAAUAUCCUCAUACAUAACGAGAGCUACGACGAAAGCACGGUAAGGUUUAAAGGUGCCUUGCCAAAAGUUCAUCCAUGUCCAAGAAAAGAAUCGUGUCAGAAUGGGGGUGACGGAAUAAAUGCUACAUGUGAAUUUGGUUAUGAGGAUUUCUUGUGCUCUCAGUGCAUUGCCAACUACUAUUCUUGGUUUAACAGAUGCUUUGAAUGUCCCAGAUGGUAUGUGUUUCUUUUAGAGAUUGUGGCUGCUCUGGUAGUUAUUGUUGUUUUAAUUAUCAUCGUAAUGUGGGACCUUCGAAGACAUCGGCGUAGAGGGCGUUCUGCCAUCAACGCGUUGUUCUCCAGAUUCAAGAUCGUACUUGGUUUCUAUCAGAUCAUGGGCGAAAUAUUCGAAGCACUGGAUGGGAUUCAUUGGCCACAGGCACUUACUAACAUUGGUUCAUUUUUCCGAUUGUUAGAGGUGAAUAUUGCGCAAUUGAUCGUUAGCCCUCGAUGUUACUUCCCAAAUUUCACAUACCCAACUAUUUACAUAGAGUUUAUAACUGGUAUGAGCUUCGUUGUCUUUGUAGUGUUGUUGGCACUGAUUGUGUACGGUUGCAGGAAAAGUUACCUGAAAAUGACCAAAUUGUCCAAGGAGGUUUGCAACAAUAUGUUGGCUCAAACUAAACAAACCUGUUACCUGGUGGUGGUUAUUCUUCUGUUUGUCACAUAUCCAAGCGUAUCGAGUGCCAUUUUUACCUUGCUGCCUCCUGGAUGUGACGAGUUCUACCUAGAUGACACCGAUCACUUCAAAGUCCUGCGACUCCGAUCGGACUACUCCAUCGACUGCGAAUCAAAUCAGCAUGUCAGCUACAACUACGCCGCCGAAGUGUCCCUGUGUUAUGUUGUUGGCCUUCCGUUGGCACUGUUCCUCAUGUUGUGGGCGAGUUGUCGAAGCAACAAGGGAUCUGAUCAAUGCUCCUCUGCACCGUCAGAUGAUUGCAAUGCCGGGCAGCCCUUAGGUUGUAGUGAGACGGAUCAGUCUGGUUACCAAAACGAAUCUGAUCUUGAUCCUAAGUCAGAUACCGAACUUUUGUGUCACGCCAAUUCUGAAGAGAUAAAUACUUCUGAAGGUACCGGUGUGCAAUCUGAAGAUGUUGAACAUGAUGACGUGACAAGUUCCUCUCUCCCCGAGUCGGACCGAGAAAAGACUGACGACAAUAAGAUCACCUGGGUUAGUUUCUUGUGUGAGAACUACAAGGAGCAGUUCUGGUAUUGGGAGAUUGUGGAACUUGCUCGCAAAGUCCUCCAAGUUGUCUUCGUUCUGAUGUUCGGUGCUGAUGAUCAUUUCACGCUCUUUGCUACCAUUGUCUUAUCCGUGGCCUUUCUUAUCGCCCAUGCUUACUUGAAACCAAUGAAGGAUGCGGCAGAGCACCGUCUUCAGAUGUGUUCCCUGACUACCAUCUUCCUGAAUCUGUCGGCAGCAUCUUUGCUUCUGUUACCAGAUGAAGAGAACCAGUCCAGCGAUGCAAGAAAGGAAUUUCUGGUCGUCUUCCUGAUUGUUAUCAACCUGAACAUAGUUGCCUUUGUGGCAGGAAGCGCCGUUUGGACCUUAGUGAAGGCUGUAUGGAAGACUUCGCGAUCCUGUAGACCAAUCAACACAUCGCAUACUGAAGGAGAAACGACUCUUAGACUAAUUAGUGGCAUACCUAUAUCUGAUAGUAUUUAUGGGUCUGUGUCAAAUCAUCAUGCUACAGGUGUAUCAUAG